This is a messenger RNA of Zingiber officinale, 1443 nucleotides long. RefSeq lists its product as uncharacterized. Lineage: Eukaryota; Viridiplantae; Streptophyta; Magnoliopsida; Zingiberales; Zingiberaceae. The record is from RefSeq and is a predicted model, not a curated record. The coding region runs from base 1 to 1443 and encodes 480 amino acids. The transcript has 3 exons.
AUGGCCACUGAUGAGCAGAAAAUCACCCUCAAAGUCUUUGUGAACAAGACCAAGGACUGCGUUGCUUUUGUCGAAUCGGACUUGGAUUUCGUGGAUGUUCUACUCAGCUUCCUCACGCUCCCUGUCGGCACCGUCGUCCGCCUUCUCAACAAGCGGUCGUCCUUGGGUUGCUUCGAUAAGCUUUACCAAGGCGUCGAACGUCUCGACAAGAAAUACCUUGCCACGGAAGCGUGCAGAUCGAUGUUGACGAAGCCGGUGAAUUCAUCUGGAGUAACAUGCCAGAAGUUAAAGAUUAAUAUUGAUGAUAUGGGAGACUAUUAUUCAAGCCUCGAAUGCCAUUGUGGUGAGGGCAUGGACGAGGCAAUUAGCUACGAUCUGAAUCAAGACAAUGUUAAUUACGAAGAGUGUCGUGGCGUAUUCAUCAGGGGGGAUAAAUUUCUUGUUACUGAUGCUCUUUUGGUAGCAUCAAUUGAGCACGCCACGUCGUCUUUUUUCGGUUGCUGUGGUGACUGGACUGGCCUCGAAGAGAGAUCGAUAGGAAUAAAACGAGCACAAUCCCUCGUUUCCGACACUCCACUGACUGAUGUCUUAUUGCGCAAGGAGGGAGAUAUCUCCCCCAAGUUUUCAGUUCCUCCUGUAAAAAAAACAGUCGCAAUCGAGGCGUUAGACAAGAAGAAGAUUAUAUACAGAAUCAAGCUGUCUCUUGUGGGGAACAAGGUGCUGUAUGCUGAAGCUAGUCAGGAUUUUGUUAAUGAAAUUUUCAGUUUCCUCACAUUCCCAUUGGGUACUUUAAAGAAGCAGCUGGGCGGUCGAUGUAGGAUUACAUGUCUUAAUAACUUGUAUGACAGUGCAAGACAAUUGCACACGUUAGGCUGCAUGGUUCCAGGCUGCGAAGAGAGACUACUUAAUCCUAAGCUUCCGCCAUAUUUUAACUGCAACAAUCGAGCUAUUGAAGUAGAGGUGGCGAGGGAAGAAAUGUACUACGCAUGUGACUACCGCUGCAGACUAAGCUCAACGAGGUACUACUGCUCCUCGCCUUUCCAUUAUGGUAGAAAGGCAAAACGGGCACUGCUACUAGAUCCCAAAACAUCACCCAAGGGAUUAGAUUUUCCUAAGGGAAGCUUCUGCAAGAAAUUAACGUACAUUGUUAGCGACGAACUGGUAGUCACCCCGUUCUCCUUCACAUCACUCUUUUCACUUCGCAGGCAAAUCUCUGAACCAGUCAAGAUGGUAGAGUUGGGCAUAGAUAAAGAAGAGGUCUGUCUAUCUUCUGUUGCUACAAUUGCAUUACAUCUAACUGUGAGAUUGAUGCUGCUUUCUUUGUUCGUGUUUCAGGUUCUUGAUUUGCUUGAUGCUGCUUUGUCUUCUAGCACAGCGCUGACAGAAGCAUUUUUUGAUAGAGCUAAUGCGGCGCUCUAUUUGGUCGAUGAGAAGGGUGAAUGA